AUGAAAUCUUUUAUUCUAUUCAUCGUAUCUAUUCUCAUUCAACGUGCAUGCACGUCGCCUUACAAGCCUAGAUUUCCAAUAGACUUUGAUCUUGCCGAUGAGCUCCCAGAUACUAUUCGGAUGAUUAAAUCCACAUCUCACCCUGAAGCUCGUUACUACACUGUUAAAAGAAGUCUUACAGGCUACUAUAGACUCGGAGAUGUCAAAAAUGCAGGUGAAAUGGUCUGCCCUGGGAAUCCCAACGAUAUGGAUAGGUUUCUUCUUGUUGUAGAUCUUACCAAUAAAAUAAGAUACCUCAGAAUCGUUUGCAAGAUUAAAAAGCGUGGCCGUAACCAGAGGAAGAUUUUAGAAUUCAUAACUAGUCCUGAAGGUACUAAUAAAUUCCGCCCAGUGUCUCGGACAUCCUUUUGCCUAAAUUUACCCGCGCAAGGCAAUACAAGUAUCAUACAAGUGGACGACGAUGUUAAAGCCAUGGUUAAGAGGUAUAGUGUGAGACCUGAAAUGAAGUAUCGAUUUAUUAUUGGCGUGGUCAAAUACGGUCGUAAGGUUAUUACCUGUCGAGACCAAAACUUAAUAGAGAGGCAGAUAAUCUACGAUUAUUCGGAGAAACCCCUAAUAACAAUCAUUUCCAUAUAUGGAGAUGGGGACUGUGGAGUGGAAAAGUAUACCUACAGAAAGGAAGAUGACAGAUUUGUCAUUAAUGAUAGAAAGUAUACACCAGUAUUUCUAAAGCCCCAAGAUGAAAGUGUAGUCGUAGACAACCCUGAUUCCAAACCUGAAGAGAAACCUGCAGAAAAGGAAAGUGAUGGAGAAAAGCCAUCUACAUCAGCUGAUGAUAGUGGUACUGCCAGUGCUGAUACUGACACUGCUACAGAAGCUACAUCAGAUGAGAGUGGGGAAUUAGCGGCUGGUGCAUCUCCAAUUAGUGGCUAUGAAUGGCUAUUGGAACUGGAAGAUGGUGCAACAUUGGUAAAAGAAGGGAAGGAAUGCAUGUCUAUAUUCUCAGAACUUGAGGAGAUGUCCGGUCUGGAAAACUUUAAUAAAGACGAAAUGGAGUCGAGGAUGGCAGAUAAUAGCAAUGUUUUUGAGUACUUUAAUGAAUAG
Messenger RNA from Theileria equi strain WA, 1104 nucleotides. RefSeq names its product signal peptide-containing protein. The record is from RefSeq and is a predicted model, not a curated record. Bases 1 to 1104 code for a protein of 367 amino acids. Lineage: Eukaryota; Apicomplexa; Aconoidasida; Piroplasmida; Theileriidae. The transcript is spliced from 2 exons.